Messenger RNA from Pantherophis guttatus, 1682 nucleotides. It is a transcript of the gene CWC25, whose product is annotated as CWC25 spliceosome associated protein. Gene Ontology annotation, cellular component: U2-type spliceosomal complex. NCBI's taxonomy places the organism in Eukaryota, Metazoa, Chordata, Lepidosauria, Squamata, Colubridae. The record is from RefSeq and is a predicted model, not a curated record. Gene Ontology annotation, biological process: mRNA splicing, via spliceosome.
GCGUCAUCACUCUGCGCCGGACUAAUCUCAGCAGCCGAAGGAGAGGAGCUGCGUCGCGGCUGCAGCAGCUGCAAAGGAGACCGAGCUGUCGCCAUGGGGGGAGGCGACUUGAAUCUUAAAAAAAGCUGGCAUCCACAAACCCUCCGUAAUGUGGAAAAAGUUUGGAAAGCGGAACAAAAACAUGAAGCUGAACGGAAGAAAAUUGAAGAGCUACAACGGGAAUUGCAUGAAGAGCGAGCACGAGAAGAAAUGCAGCGUUAUGCAGAAGAUGUAGGCGCUGUCAAAAAAAAAGAUGAAAAGUUGGAAUGGAUGUAUCAAGGACCAGGUGGCAUGGUGAACAGAGAUGAAUAUCUUAUGGGGCGUCCAGUUGACAAGUAUGUCUUCGAGACAACAGAGGACAAGGAGGCAGGCUGUUCUUCUGAGACUGGCCUUCUGCCAGGCUCUAUCUUUGCCUCCACAGGUGCCAAUUCUGCCUUGGAUAUGGCUAGCAAGAUUCGGGAAGACCCUCUUUUUAUGAUAAGGAAGAGGGAGGAAGAGAAGAAACGUGAUGUUCUGAACAAUCCUGUAAAAAUGAAGAAGAUCAAAGAACUGUUGCAAAGCAGUUUGGAGAAGAAGAAGAAGAAAGAGAAGAAGAAGAAGAGGAAACACAAGAAACAUAGGCACCAUAAUUCCAGUAGUGGUGAAGAUGAAGAGAUUAAAACUAAGUCACGGGAGAAAGUAGAACAUCUUCAUCCUAAAAGAUCAGGAUAUGGAUUGCAAGUUCGUGAUAGUGGCCAUGAAAGGAUGUCCCAUAAACUCCAACAGAGUUUACGAUCAGAGCAACAAAGCCAUUCUCCUGAAAGGCAUGUCAACAAGAACACAAAUCAGGAAUCAAGCAGGCAUAAGAGAUCAAGAUCACCUAGAAACAGUGAACAGGACAAUGGUAUGGAACAAAAGGCAAAAACAGAAUACAAAAAUUUUCAUAAGGAACACCAAUAUAGAAGACCCCACACUUCGAGAAAAUUAUCUGCAGAAGAGCUGGAGAAAAGACGGAAAGAAAUGAUGGAGAAUGCCAUAUGGCGAGAAGAAGAAAGAAAAAACAAUGUGAACAAACAUAGAAAAGAAGAAGAAAGAGAGCAAGCUCUAGAAAAACUUCGCCAGUCCAAUGGGAAGUUUAUACAUAAUAUAAAAUUGGAGAGUGCAUCCACUUCGUCUCUUGAAGACAGGGUGAAGAGAAACAUUCACUCUAUCCAAAGGACACCAGCAGCCCUGGAAAAAAACUUCAUGCAUCGAUGAAAUUGUUUCGUAUCCUAUCACUGGCCCAGCAAUGUUGUUGUUUUUGUUUUGUUUUGUUUUUCUGAUUGUUUUUUUCCUGAGGACCAACUGAUCAUUCAGGAAACCUCCAUGGGCCAGGUUAUUUUUUCUUUGGUCUGGAUAGCACAAGAGAGUUCACUGUGAUAUUCCAUUACAAUGUUUUCAAAUUAAGAUAUUUUAAAUAUGUACAGUUUGAGAUACUCCUUGUAGGCCAAUUUGUUCUGCCUUUUUCUUUUAUAUUUUAUAAUAUAGUGCUGUAAAAAGAUUAUAAGAGUUUUACUCCUAUUCCCACUGAAAGGAAAGAUGGAAUCAGAACAAGUAAUUCUGUUAUUUUUAGUCAUAUUACAAAGAGAAUAAUUAUUACAGAUGUUUUCAUUGUCUAAUAAUAA